Messenger RNA from Cuscuta campestris, 986 nucleotides. Lineage: Eukaryota; Viridiplantae; Streptophyta; Magnoliopsida; Solanales; Convolvulaceae. The record is from the annotation of a GenBank genome assembly.
AUCAUCAUCAUAAAAAAAGCUCAAGACAGAUGAUGGAUUCAUCCAGUAAUGAAAGCAUCACUAUUUCUCUUCUUCACAAUGAUCAACCACACCAAAAACCCUUUCCACCAAAUAACCCAAAAACCAAAAAACUCAAGACCCUAAUCUUCUUUGCUCUUGUUGUUCUAGUGACCACCCUCUUCAUAGCAGCUGGCACCAUCAUCACGUCUCCCUCGUCCCUCAAGCGCAACGACACUCCCCGCCUCUCCGCCUCCGCUCAAUAUUACUACUGCAACCUAACACCCCACGACGAAUUGUGCUUCGCCGCCAUGUCUUCCACCGUCAACGCCACCGCCUUCCGGUCCAACCCCGCCCUAAUUUUCUCAACCGCUCUCCGCGCCGCCUUCGAGGAACUCAAUAACACCGCCACGUCCUUAACCAAAGCUCUUGACCGGUCGAACGCCAGCCAUAAGCCUUUGGGCGCUAGGCUGGCGUUGUCGCGGUGCCAAUCAUUGGUGCACAACUCAAUGAGUCGCGUUAAUGAGUCGGUGGGCCUACUCGGCGUUGACUCGUCGAGCAUGGGGGGAUUGACUUUUGAGGAGGCGGGCGCCAUUGGGGUUGGGAUGAGGUUCGCGGCGAGAUGUGUUGGUAAGUGUUUGUUGGGAUUGAAGGAGGUUGGUGGUGAGGAUGAUGAGGAGAUGGGAGUUGAGAAAGCACAUAAACAUAUUGUUAAUGCAAUGUGGUUGUUUAGAAGGAGAGAAUCCAUACUCCUUGAUGUCUAUGGUCCUCCUUUGAUGAUUGAGACUGAUCACUACUAUAAUUACCCUGUUGAAUAUAGGUUUUUGGUUUGUAUGUAUUCUUUGGGGUACUUAUUCAUUGGCUUGCUUUAUUGUGCAAUAUGGAGAAGCAAAUGAGCAGUAUUAAUUAUAUGCAUAACUUUUUCUACAUUACUCUUGUCUCAAUGGUUUACUCCUCAUGUUUUCCAAAAAAAAAGGUUUACUCAUAAU